UGUUUUAAUUCUGUACGUUGACGUUGACAUCUACUCGAUGAAAAAAAAAAUUGCUAGCUGGACAACUAAUUUGUCGGUGAUGCUGUAUAUAAAACAUACAUAGAUUAUUUCGUUGUUUUCGACUUGGCAAAGAAGACAAGUUGUAGAGAGCGUCACUUAUAAUGUUGUAUGUAUGUAUGUAUUAUUAUGCGUGAAGAUGAUGACCUCUGUAAUAUCUGACCAGUUUCGAAUGUUAUUGCAUCGUACAUUUAAAUCAACUACAAAAUUAUUAAGUGUAAGAAAAUUAAAAGUUACCUAUGUCACACCAAAAGGCCCAGGCUUCCUCCAGCAAGGUAAAGAGGAAUAUGUAGGCCUGAGACUAAAGUUAUGGCACAAUAGAAGAUGCUUUUCCACCAGCCACUCAUUAUGGGGCGUGUUUGGAGGGAAAGAUGGUGACCAGAAGCAGCAGACGUUGGAGGAUGUCGCCAGGCUGAUAAAACACAAUGAAUACAGGAGGAUUGUAGUGAUGGCUGGGGCUGGAAUAAGCACACCCAGUGGAAUCCCUGAUUUCAGGUCACCUGGAAGUGGUUUAUAUGAUAACCUCCAGCAGUAUGAUAUCCCCUAUCCUGAAGCCAUAUUUGAGAUCAACUAUUUCCACCAUAACCCAAAGCCAUUUUUCGCCCUGGCUAAAGAGCUUUACCCUGGCAAUUACAAACCCAAUUAUGCCCACUACUUCAUUCGACUCCUGCACGACAAGGGGCUGCUGCACCGCAUCUACACCCAGAACAUUGACGGACUGGAGAGAUUGGCAGGUAUUCCUUCCACUAAACUUGUGGAGGCCCAUGGAAUGUUUGCUACAGCGACCUGCACCGUGUGCCAAACAUCAUACCCUGGAGAAGACUUAAGAGCUGAUAUACUUGAGAGUAAAGUCCCCAAGUGCCCCACCUGUAAAGGUGUCAUCAAACCAGAUGUUGUGUUCUUUGGAGAGGAGCUCCCACAGUGCUUCUUCCUGUAUCUAACAGACUUCCCUCUGGCUGACCUGCUUGUCGUCAUGGGAACGUCCCUGGAGGUUGAACCCUUUGCCAGCUUGGCAGGCGCUGUGCGGAACUCCGUGCCCCGGGUUCUCAUCAAUCGAGACCUGGUGGGACCCUUUGUCUAUCGAGCCCCCAGACACAAUGAUGUGUUGGAGCUAGGGGACGUGGUGAGCGGAGUGGAGAGGUUUGCUGAUAAACUGGGCUGGAAAGAGGAACUGAACAAACUCAUUGCAGUGGAAACUGGAAAGGCUGUUCAGUGGCUUUGAAUCAUCACUUAGAAGCUGCUUUUUCUUUUACAGCUGAAGAGUAUUAAGAAGGAAGAAUGAAGACUAACACCUUUUCUGCAUAGCGAAUAUUUGGUAUAUGGGAAAUGUGUUGGAUUUUUAUGUCAUAAGAAAAUACCCCAAAACUCACCUGGAUUAAUACUAAAGUAAACCAGGAGGUACCAACUAAAUACAUGUAUCAAAAACCUGUGUGGCAACUGUUUGGAGCCACAGUUUCAUAAGCUGUAAGAUUAUAUUUUUUAUUUAAGAAUUAAAAAUACAUUAAUUGAAUAAACCUAUAAACUAAAUAAAUACAUAAAUAAAUAAAUACUUUGAUUGAAUUAUUAUUAUUAAAGCAAGAUAGUUUCAUGAUUAACAAUGGCCCUUUCCAAUUUCAGUAGCCUAGUCUUACCUGUGGUAUUGUUAUUGAAAUGUGUUUAGAUGUGUUUAGGCUAACUGAUCAGAGUUGUCUGUAAAGCCUGAUUUUAAGCAUGAUGUUUUUGUAAGUUUAGUUAGAUGAAAAGUUUGGGCUCAAAUGUGUUGCCCUACAACCUGCCUAUACACAUUGUGAUGAAUGUUUGAAAGUUAUGCACAAUUUUAAAAUGCAGAAAUCAAUGAACUGUCAAACUGUCACACUAUGGGAACUAAAAACAAUAGGGCAUCAUUUUUAAGUUGAAAAUCCAGGGUGUUUCAGAAUCCAAGAAUUACGAUGGUUUCCAAGCCUUUUGUAAAUAAAUGUUACUUCAUGGAGUUGCAUGAAUCUUUUAAAAGUAGACCAGGCUAUUAUAUCUUCUUGCUCUUACUCCUUAAAAUAGAGGAGGCUUGUUAUUUAAAUAAGAUUCAACCGAUGAUAUCAUUAUUGUCUUUCCCAGUGCAGUUGGGCAAUGUCCCUCUUUCCUGACUUGUAUCUAUCAUUGAUUCGUUCUGAAUACUUUAAACCCACCCCAACUACUACAUUUCUAUUGGAGACUUCACUUGCAAGAUUUAAAAUGAAAUUACGAUUAGGAGUGGAGACUUGUUCGCGGGAUUUAAAGCUACAUUACAGUUAUAUAGGGAGGAUUUAAAACGAAAUUGCAAAUUGUGACAAAAUGUAAAUGAAAUGCCAAAAGAAUGUUCCAGUGGCCAUAAGGAUUUAGUUGAAGAAGACAGCAAAGGAAAAAGGUACAACUUAAGUGUGCAUGCACUGCUGAGUUACUAUACAUAUUGUGGCAGAAAAAAAAAAUGCCCAAGCAUUUUGGAAAGUAACCAAAUACAAUAAUUUCAUACAGUAUACAAAAAGCAAAUGCCCCAGGAAAAAAAAAAAGAAAUUCAGGGUAUCUUGAAAAUAGCUAAAAAUAAGAACAGAAAAAUUAUAAUAAAAACCAAAAAACAGAGGCCCUAUAUAUAGAUAAUGUACUAGUGUGUCUUUAAUUUUUCCUGGAAAACUGAAGGCUGUAAAUCCAGUGCCUUGUGCAAAUGUUUUAUUACCAUAUGAAUACACUUGCAGAGUCUUUUUAAUUUAGUUCUAUUAACCUAGUGACCCUUAUCUCAUGCAUCUCCAAUUUAACGCUGCAUGAAAGUGGGCCCAUAAUAUAAAACUGAUUAUGUGAAACUAAAGAGCAUUUAAAAAAAAAAUGCAGUCUGUACAGUAACAUGAAACAGCAGGAAAACAAGUUC
Molecule: messenger RNA, 2932 nt
Organism: Acipenser ruthenus (sterlet)
Lineage: Eukaryota; Metazoa; Chordata; Actinopteri; Acipenseriformes; Acipenseridae
Product: NAD-dependent protein deacetylase sirtuin-3, mitochondrial-like
Exons: 8
Coding region: 173-1279 (368 amino acids)
Molecular function (GO): NAD+ binding; histone deacetylase activity, NAD-dependent
Source: RefSeq, a predicted model, not a curated record